This is a messenger RNA of Mucor mucedo, 1871 nucleotides long. RefSeq lists its product as uncharacterized. The record is from RefSeq and is a predicted model, not a curated record. Gene Ontology annotation, biological process: positive regulation of transcription by RNA polymerase II. NCBI's taxonomy places the organism in Eukaryota, Fungi, Mucoromycota, Mucoromycetes, Mucorales, Mucoraceae. Gene Ontology annotation, cellular component: nucleus. Gene Ontology annotation, molecular function: zinc ion binding. Bases 69 to 1784 code for a protein of 571 amino acids. The transcript has 4 exons.
CUUUUUUUCCUUUCUUUUUCUUCUUUUAAUACAUUUACUUUUUCAAAAGAAUAAACAUUUUUUAUAUAAUGGAAUACUCAAGAGAUUCACAAAGAUAUCAUUGUGGCUGGGAAAACUGUAGUAAGAUUUACACAGACCCAGAACACCUUUACAGUCAUUUAACGAAUGACCAUGUCGGAAGAAAGUCUACUGGUAACUUAUGUUUGACUUGUCACUGGGAAGACUGUGAAGUGUCUGUUAUAAAAAGAGACCACAUUACAAGCCAUCUUCGAGUUCAUGUGCCAUUAAAGCCUCAUCACUGUAACUUUUGUGAUAAAUCUUUUAAACGACCUCAAGAUUUAAAAAAGCAUGAACGAAUUCACAACGAAGAUACAAUUGUACCCGUAAAGAUGCGUUCAAGUCGUACAACCAUUGAUAUGAAUCAUCCUUUAACUCCACCCAGACAAUCUGAUAUGUCGCUUUCUCCAAACUCAACACCAGCUAGUCAUACCUCUUCAUUAAAAGUACCGAUUUCACCACCUCACAGUACAGCCACUUAUUCUGAUGAUGGUUGGAUACAUCAGACAAUGGGUGGUGUAUCACCUGCUUCCGACUAUUAUGAAAGCUUUAACAGUUCGUGCUCUCGAUCAAUCAAGCAAGAACCUGGGACGCCCAAUUUUGCACCGGAGGAUGUUAUCAACAAUUUGAUGUUUGUCGAUGAGACUUCUAAUCAAAUGAAAACAGAAUAUAAUACCGACAUGAUUGGUAAUCUUGAUAUGUUUCAAACGAUGGUAGACAAUGGUUCAUUUAGUCCUAAUUCUCUCAACAUGAAUACCGCUGAACAACUCAAUAACUUUAACGUCUGGCUGGCUCAGUUAACAGAUAGCCUUGAUAACAAACAACAACAACAACAACAACAACAACAGCAGCAACAACAAGAGUCAUAUGACUACGUACAACCUGCAAACCCAAGCUAUGCGGACAUGUUAUUACAAUUCAACACACCGACCAAUAAUAUUCAAAACAACAAUGACCUGUAUCCUACAGGUGUGGAAGAAGACAUGUAUGUGAGAUCACAACCUAUGAUGCAUCAUCAGCAGCAACAACAGAACCAGAUGGCAGAUUAUAACCCUUCUACUCCCACCAAACUUUAUGGUGAAUAUAAUAUGCAGCCGAUGAUGGACAAUUUGAACCAAUUCGGUUACCCUUCAAAUAUGCCAGAAGCAGUUCCUCAAAUGAAUGGUGUAAGACAUCAUUAUUCCAACGUGCCAGGUAUUGUUUCCAACGGUGGAUACUUUACUCCUGACCUCCGUACAUCACAAAACUUAGGAAGCUCAAAGGACGAUGUUAAAUAUAAAAAGAAUCCAAUCAACAGCCAAGAAAAAGAAGAAAAAACACAGGAUGCUUUUAAGCCUGUUAAACCAACCCACCACCAAUCCAAAAAGAAUGUUACAACCAUGAUGAACGUAUUUACGAGUAACGAGGAUGCUAGUAGCGUCAAGGAAAAGAAAUCCACUACUACCAGUGAUGAUGAGAUUAAGCAGUCACCUGCCAAGAAAUCAGCUGUAAGUAAAGAUAUCUUGGAUCUCUUGGUAAGCGAUAUGUCCGACUUAGCGAUUGAAAAGAGAAAGGAGGAAAAGGAUGAUUCUCUUUAUCCAACAUCCAUACAGAAACCAAUCAAAGACACUGUGGUGGAAAAGCAUAGAAAACUAUUAAACCAGUUGAGUCAAUGGGUGAACCAAAGCUAUUCUGCAAAGAAAGACCCUGUUCAACACAUCUCUUCUUCUUCCGUUCAGGUUCAAUAACUCUUUUCUAUAAAUCCAUUCCCCUUUGUAACAUAUUCCAUUUUUUCUUUUUUUCGUUUAAUAAAAAUCAUAUGUUUUUAAACUAAA